AUGCGCAGAUUGUCUAUUUACUGGGCAAAUGACCCAAGAGUACAAGAAGCUCUUAAUGUUAGAAAGGGAACCAUACCAAGAUGGACAAGGUGUAGAAAAAGUAUUGAGAAUAAAACCUACACAGUUACUUUCCGUGAUAGCAUACCUUAUCAUGUGGAACUCAGCAAAAAAGGUUGUCCAUCAAUUAUAUACAGUGGGGAUCAUGAUAUGACUGUUCCAUUUCAAUCAACACAAUUUUGGAUAAAAUCUCUAAAUUAUUCCAUCAUAGAUGAUUGGAGGCCAUGGAUUGUUGGUGGUCAAGUUGCUGGAUAUACAAGAUCCUACUCCAACCAGAUGACAUAUGCAACUGUCAAGGGAGCAGGACAUAUAGCUACUGACUACAAGCCUAAAGAAUGUUUCACAAUGUUUGAGAGAUGGUUAUCAUAUGUACCUCUUUGA
This is a messenger RNA of Capsicum annuum, 438 nucleotides long. RefSeq names its product putative serine carboxypeptidase-like 52. The transcript is spliced from 5 exons. The record is from RefSeq and is a predicted model, not a curated record. Bases 1 to 438 code for a protein of 145 amino acids. Gene Ontology annotation, molecular function: serine-type carboxypeptidase activity; acyltransferase activity, transferring groups other than amino-acyl groups. Gene Ontology annotation, biological process: secondary metabolic process; proteolysis. NCBI's taxonomy places the organism in Eukaryota, Viridiplantae, Streptophyta, Magnoliopsida, Solanales, Solanaceae.